GCGCUGGGGCAGGCGGCAGGGAUCUCUGCGUGCUUCGGAACAGCCAGGGCUGCAGUGCUACACAGGGAAGGGGCACCAGAAAGGGCGGGCGGGACGGCUCCGGGAGACGGGCAGCAAAGGACAGCAGCUCCAGUGGCCUGCAAUGGUGCCUGGGAACAGGUACAACAAAUUACCACAGCUGCCUUCAGCCACCAACGUGUUAUUCGUACACAGGCAGGGACCUCUCACAAGAAUUUAUUCUCAACAAUAGAUGCAAUUAAGAACACUACAAAACAUAUAUAUGUUCCAGCCUACACGCUCAUACAUAAGUAUGUGUAUACACAAAACGGUCUUUGUUUUCUCAUCUGCAAUAGCAGAGACAGGAAAGCUUCUGCCAAUCCAUUUCCAUUUCCAUUUCCACCUGCGGCGGAGCGGGCGUUGGCUCCGAGGGCCGGGAUUUGACGCUGGGAACGCGGCUGGCAGAGCACAGCAGGGCAGAGCACGGCACAACCCAGCGCAGCACGCAGCUGCGUUCCUCGCUUGUCUCUGCCCGGAGGAAAGGCCCAACCUCACUGCACUUGUCUCAGACAAAAGCACUGCGAUAGCAAACCCCGCUCCUGGCGGUGCUAACGCUACACAGCGCUGCCGCCGGGCCCGCACAACCCGCUACGAACCGCCCCAACAACCGCCACCAAAACCGCCCGUGGAGGCGGAGCAAAACCCGCGGCACCGGAAGUUGCGGUACCGGGGGGGGCGGAGCCCAUGGGAGGGCGGGGCCUGACUGGCGGCGCGGCCCGGCCCUCCCGGGGCGACUGCUCGGCUUCCGCCCCCCCCUUUUCCUCCGCGGUCUCGCGAGAUCUUGUUUGAAACGGAGGCGGGAGGGCGCCGCUCCGCUCAGGCAGGGCCCGGCCCGGCCCCGCCGCGAUGCCGCGGAUGCUGCGCACGUACUCGCGGCGCGGCGGGUACCUCCGCGCUCUGCCGCAGCCCGACCGCUGGAUUUCGCCCCCUCAGGACCGCAAACGGCUCUUCAGCUCCUCCUCGGCCGCGUCCAGCGCCGCCUCCAGCGCUCUCUCCAGCGCUCUCUCCAGCGCCCUCUCCGCCACCUCGGACGACCCCGACUUCUCACCGCCGGGGAAGCGCCGCCAGAAACCGUCGGGUGAGCGCCCCGCCCGCCCCCGGUACCUGCGGAGCCGGCGCGGGGCGGAGAAGGAGAACCGGGCCCCGGCCCCGGCCGCCCUCAGCUCCCCGUCGCCCUCCCCGCUGCCGCGCUUCUCCCGCCGCCGCCGCAAGGGGUCGCCCUGCGCCUCCCGCCGCCCGCUGCUCUGCAGCACCCCGCAAUGGGCGCCCCCCUGCGGCGCCGCCCGCCCUCCCCGCCGCGCCGCCGCCCCGCUCGCGGAGCUCAGCACCAGCGUGGAGGGCGGCUCGGCGCUGCAGUGCAGCCCGGAGCUCUUCUCGUCGCACGACGCCUCGCUCGGCAGCGCCGCCAUCUCGCCGGGGGCAUCGCGGGGCGGCUCGGAGCGGCUCCCGCUGUCUCCGCGCGCUCGGAGCGGGAGGGAAGGGGGAACGGGAGCGCCCCGCGCGGCAGCUCCGAGCGAGAGCUCAGGGCCGGGGCUGCGGUCUCAGGCGGCCGGGAGGGUUCCGAGGGCGUCCGCGAGGGAGCCCCUGCGCGAAGCCACAGCCGCUCCUCUCCUUGAUGGUGAACCGCAGCGCUCGGCGCUGCUCGGUGCUACCGGCUCGGAAGGGCCCCGCGGUGACGUGAAGGGCGAUGCAACGACGGGGAGCCCGGGCCGACGGGGGGGCACUCCCGAGUGCUGGCCGGUGCCGGUGGUGGUGCUGGACCGAGGGGAAGUGUCGAUGUGGCUGAGAAGCCAGAGGGCAGCGUCCCCGCUGGGCCGCCAAGGAGCCACGAAGUACAAACAUAAAAGUACCAAACUCAUUCCCGGAGAGGGCAGUACCUGUAGGAGAGCGUGCAUCAGCGGCUUCAGUGCCAGCCGCUGGGGGAGGCAAACGCGGCUCCGUCCGCACAGGCACAAAACCAAGAGGCAGCAGCAGGCUGGCUCCUCUUUCCUGAGACCACAAUUGAGACAAAGAGGAGGGAAGAAGGGUGUUCAGAUGUCCGUAGGUACGCAAGACGCUGACUGUUCAUUCCUCAGUAACUCCCACCACUGGGGUAGAUUUCGAGCAUCUCUGUCCUUCCAUAAGAAAAAGAAAAUUAUCUCAGAUGACAGUUCCUACACCAGCAUCCUUUGUAAUCCCUUUGUGAAUUCCCAGCUUUCGGGGCACCAGGCAACCCUGUCUGCUAGUAAGGCUGAGUGCUACGCCUUGUCUGCUUCCUCCAUGAUCCUGCUGGCUCCCAUGAGUUCCUCUUCAGUCCUGGAGGUCACGCUUACGGAUGCGGAGAAGGUGUUUAGGGAAUGCCAGCAGGAGAGACCUAUUGCUUUUGAGGAUUGCAUUCCCCUAGAUAAGAUGAAAAACUGCACGAAAAUCGGCGAAGGGGUGUUUGGAGAGGUUUUCCAGAUCGACAGUGAGAGAGGACCUGUGGCCUUAAAAAUAAUUCCCAUUGAGGGAACCAAAAGGGUGAACGGUGAAGCUCAAAAGAGCUUUGGUGAGAUUCUACCUGAAAUAAUAAUUUCAAAGGAACUCAGUCUUCUGUCUGAAGAGUCCGUGAAUAGGACUGUAGGGUUCAUCAGCUUGUACUCUGCGCACUGUGUUCAAGGGGCCUAUCCCAAAUAUCUCCUGAAAGCCUGGGACACAUACAACAAAGUAACAGGAUCAGAAAAUGAUCGACCGGACCUGUUUGGGGAAGAGCAGCUCUUCCUGGUUCUGGAGUUUGAAUUUGGAGGCAGUGAUUUGGAGAACAUGAGAAAGAAACUGAGUUCUGUGGCUUCAGCAAAAAGCAUUCUGCACCAGGUGACUGCUUCGCUGGCUGUGGCAGAACAAGAAUUGCACUUUGAGCACAGAGACUUGCACUGGGGGAAUGUGCUGGUAAAGAAAACAGACGUAAAGGAGCUUAAUUACGUGUUGAAUGGGAGGACGUGCACGAUCCCCACAGAAGGGAUCCAUGUCAACAUCAUAGAUUAUACCUUGUCUAGGCUGGAGAAAGAUGGGUUAACCGUCUUCUGUGACCUUUCCACUGAUGAAGAGCUGUUUCAAGGCACAGGGGACUACCAGUUUGAUAUCUACAGGCAAAUGAAAGUGGAGAACUCCAACAGCUGGACUGACUAUCACCCACACAGCAAUGUCCUCUGGCUGCACUACUUGUCAGAUAAACUUUUGAAAGGCGUGGUGUACAAGAGAAAGGAAUCGACUUCUGCCAUGAGAAAAAUAAAGCAGCAGCUCACUAAGUUUCAUAAAGAAGUGCUGACUUUUGGGUCUGCCAGGGAAGUUCUAGCCAGCAGCAGCCUCUUCCAAUGAGUAAGGGAGCGCAGGGCUUCCAAGAACUACAUCACUGGUGCUGCCCUUCUCCUUUGCUGUUUUUUAUGUAUGGUCUUUUAAAUGUUGGCAGAAUGAAGAAGUGUUAUCAUCAGUUAGCAGUGUGUAUAGUAAACUAUCAGAAAUGU
Molecule: messenger RNA, 3539 nt
Organism: Numida meleagris (helmeted guineafowl)
Lineage: Eukaryota; Metazoa; Chordata; Aves; Galliformes; Numididae
Gene: HASPIN
Product: histone H3 associated protein kinase
Exons: 1
Coding region: 904-3393 (829 amino acids)
Biological process (GO): protein phosphorylation; mitotic cell cycle; intracellular signal transduction
Cellular component (GO): nucleus; cytoplasm
Molecular function (GO): ATP binding; histone H3T3 kinase activity
Source: RefSeq, a predicted model, not a curated record